UUACGGUCCGAUCUGCUCUGUAAAUGCUGAGGCAGGUAGCGGCGGCGGCGCGUCGAGAGCGCGCGUUGCGCAGACACAGGAGGGCGCGUAGAAGGCACCUACCGGCUACAGCUCGCCGAACAGCGACGCGGCGCUCGCAGAUUCCGGUGGCGUGGCUCCAUCAUUACAAAGCAGGUCACAGGGUCACAGCUCAUUCUGAAACUGAGCGGAUCAUUCCCUGACCCUUUUCUUUUCUAAUUUCUUUCUUUUAUUGUUCGUCUUGAGCAACAAGAACUGCAGAAAUUCUGGAUGCCAUACGCUGGUCCGCAUCCACCUUCGCGCUGCUUACCCUUCCUGGCACGUGCGCUGCUCUAUUCAGCCGUACCAGAACUCCACAAGAGCGGCCGUGAUGGCCGUGCGAGCCAAGAGCCAGAGCCGGCAAUGCAUCAGCUUCGGGUUCCUCCGUCAGGAAUGGUGGUGGCUGACCGCCGCCACUGGAGAUGCUGCUCCCGAGUCCCAGUCAUUGCUUCCUCGCGUCACCCUUUUGCCUGCCUGCACAUUGUCCAAAAUGUCGAUGAUGAAUUAAGGCAAUUGUACCUACUACCGGAUAAGUUCAGUUACACAGCGUAUGUGUGGAAAUUGAUUUUAUGCAGCCUAUUCUGCUGGGAGAUGAUUUAUUCAGCAGCCAGCUAACAACAGAUCUUGCAUCCAAGAAUUAUCUACUCAGGACUUGUAUGUCUCUUCUGAUUCCAAUAUACCUAUAUAUCCUGCUUCUUUCAGACGGAUGCAUUGGGCGGACAGUAAUCAAGAGGGAGAAGAAAGUUUUCUGUAGUACCAUGGCGAUUGGUGGUUUUGUGGACUGGAGAGGAAACCCCAUCAAGAGAAAGGUGCACGGAGGGGUCAGGGCAGCAUGGUUUAUGUACUUCCUGACAGUUGCAACAAACAUGGUGAAUGUCCCAAUUUUGCUGAAUUUAGUCACCUAUCUCCGAGGAACAAUGCAUAUGGGAGUAUCGGGCUCAGCGACCACAGUCACUAAUUUUGUUGGUGCCACAUCUGGAUUUUCUUUGAUAGGAGCUUUCCUCUCAGAUUCUUAUAUCACUCGUUCUAAAACUAUACUUCUGUUUGGUCCAUUGGAGUUUCUGGGCUAUGGAUUGCUUGCACUGCAAGCCCACGUUCCAUCACUCCAUCCACCACCUUGCAACAUUGAAGCUGAACUCAGUAACUGCAAAGAGGUCCGUGGCUGGAACGCUACACUAUUUUAUACAGCCUUGUAUAUCAGUGCAUUUGGUGAAGGUUGCAUGCGUGCUUGCUUGCCAUCCCUCGGAGCAAAUCAGUUUGACCAUGAAGAUCUCUCUGAGUCCCGCCAACAGUCCAGCUUCUUUAACUGGUUCACCUUUGGGAUCUCCUUUGGAGGUUUUGUGGGGCUAAUUUUCAUGGUGUGGCUUGCGAACUACAAGGGGUGGGACAUAGGACUUGGCUUGUCUGCCAUCCUAAUUCUGCUUGGGUUGCUUGUGGUCGCAGCUGGCCUCCCUUUCUACCGCAACCAAGUACCUGAAGGAAGCCCUCUAACUCGAAUCCUGCAGGUUCUUGUGGUUGCAUUCAGAAACAGGAGGUUUGAGCUGUGUGAGGAGCUGGAAGAAGCACAGGAAAGCAGUGCUGAGCGAGGCUCUACUAAAGUACUCUCCCAAACAAAUAGCCUCAAAUUCCUCGAUAAAGCCUGCAUUAACCAUGGCAAUGAAGGAGCCUGGUCACUCUGCAGUAUGACGAAGGUGGAAGAGACAAAGAUUGUGCUCCGAAUGCUUCCUCUGUUUGUCAGCUCCAUGAUUGGAUAUGUAUCGAACCCUAUCAUCUUCACAUUCACCGUGCAGCAAGGUGGCAUGACAAACACAAGGCUGGGCAAGAUCCAUGUUUCCCCUGCAACACUCUUCAUCAUUCCCAUCACAUUCCAAAUGGUAAUGCUUGCAAUCUAUGACCGGUUCAUAGUGCCAUUCUUGCGCAAGCGCACAGGCUAUUCCAAUGGCAUCACUCAUUUGCAGCGGAUUGGAAUAGGCUUUGCCUCCAUGGUUCUUGCAUCGAUAAUCGCAGCAGUUGUUGAGAGAAAGAGAAAGGAAGAUGCAGUGCAGAUGUCCCUGUUCUGGCUUGUGCCUCAGUUCUUCCUUCUGGGCGUAUCGGAUGUCACGUCAUUUCCUGGGCUCCUUGAGUUCUUCAACAGUGAGGCGCCUCGGGGCAUGAAGUCCAUCGCAACAGCAUUGUUCUGGUGUGAGAUAGGUCUUGCAUCGUUGCUGGCCACCUUCCUGGUGCAAGUGGUGAACAGAGCCACGAGGCAUGGGCACAAGGGAGGGUGGCUCGAGGGAACGAGCUUGAACAACAGCCAUCUUGACCUGUUCUACUGGGUUGUGGCUGUUGUUGGAUUACUUGGAUUCGUUAACUACCUGUACUGGGCAAAGAAGUAUGUCUACCAUCAGGAUCCACGCAUCAUCGAUGAGCCAUCGGUUGAUCAAGAUUCACCUUAAACUGCUGCACUAGAACCAUCCUUUACUACAGAAAGGUGAAGCGAGAGUCUCGUUAAUGUGCCACUUCUGAGCUGGAAAGUAGUGUCUCAAUUUCAUCCACGAGAUUUCACGGUAAUUUAGGCGUUUAUGAAAUUGUCAUUUAAUUCGUAAUGGAAAUGGGGUUAGCCUCGGUUCGAAAAAAAUGAAAUUGUCAUUUAAAAAGGCAAUCGCCUCUGUUUGUAAUAGAUAAAUGUAACUGGGUGUUUCUCCAUGGCAUGUUUGUAAUACAUAAAUGUUAAAAAUAUGCCAGAUCUGUAUAGCCCUGUCAGCUUGGAUAUGUAUGUAUCAUCAUCACUGGCAGUGGCUCACCAUGAAAUGAAUUGUCUAUGGACAUCAUGGUUCAUAUCA
Messenger RNA from Panicum hallii, 2879 nucleotides. RefSeq names its product protein NRT1/ PTR FAMILY 4.4-like. Gene Ontology annotation, biological process: transmembrane transport. Gene Ontology annotation, cellular component: membrane. Bases 627 to 2492 code for a protein of 621 amino acids. The record is from RefSeq and is a predicted model, not a curated record. The transcript has 8 exons. NCBI's taxonomy places the organism in Eukaryota, Viridiplantae, Streptophyta, Magnoliopsida, Poales, Poaceae. Gene Ontology annotation, molecular function: transmembrane transporter activity.